Westerdykella ornata is the source of this 1214-nucleotide messenger RNA. RefSeq names its product PRTase-like protein. Bases 105 to 806 code for a protein of 233 amino acids. The record is from RefSeq and is a predicted model, not a curated record. NCBI's taxonomy places the organism in Eukaryota, Fungi, Ascomycota, Dothideomycetes, Pleosporales, Sporormiaceae. The transcript is spliced from 2 exons.
CUUGCUACAUCCACAUAUUCACUCCGUACUUCUUUCUAUAUAAUAAUAACCUCUCCGUUAUUCUCGCAAAUCUCAAUACUUGCAUAAACGCAUCACUGUCAACCAUGUCCACUCCACUCCCAAAGAAUGCACACAUCUCGCAGCAUCCAUGUCUCCAGGCGAAGCUCUCGCAGCUCCGGUCCGCUUCCACGACAACGCAGCAGGUGCAGACGCUGGUGCACGAGAUUGCCCUGAUGGUGGGAUACGAGGCCCUCGCUGGUGGACUCAGCGUUAGGGAAGACGGAGAGGACACCUCCCCGCUCGGCUACACCUACACCCGACACACCACCACGCCGUCCCCCCAAAAGAUCUCCCUCGUUCCCAUCCUCCGCUCCGGCCUCUCCAUGACGCCCGCCCUGAGCUCGCUUCUCCCCUCCCCCGUCCCGAUCCACCACCUCGGCCUCUACCGCGAGAAAUCCACCCUCCAGCCCGUGGAAUACUACAACAACCUCCCCUACCACUCGCCCACUGCGUCCAACCCCUCGGCCGCGGGACCCGCCGAGCUGGCCAUCAUCGUGGACCCGGUGAUUGCGACGGGCUCGACCAUGUGCGCGGCGAUAGAGACGCUGCGGGACUGGGGGGUGAAGAGGAUCAUUGCGGUGGCGGUAUUGGCGACGAGGGCGGGUUUGGAGAAGGCGUGCGCCGAGUGGAAGGAAGGGGUCGAGGUGUGGGUCGGUGGGUGUGAUGAGUCGGUGGAUGAGAAGGGCAUGAUUAAGCCGGGGUUGGGAGAUAUUGGCGAUAGGCUGUUUUUGACGAUUGGGAAGUAGGAGUAUGUGAGGAGGGGGAGCAAUCGACAGAAAACAUAAUAAUCAAUAGAUACGUCUACUCCACGCUUCUCACUCCACUUCCUUUAACCUUUUUUUUCCCUCUUUCUCUGUCUUCCCAAAACUACAGCUUACACACCUUCCCACCGCAUUCCGUCAUGGUAUGCACAUAUCUCAGCUUUCCCCCCUCCAGCCGAAACUCGUGGCUAUCCGCCGCAUUCAUCAUGUGUUCCCACACGCAAAAGAUGCUCACGCUCCCCAUGGCCUCGUCAAUGACGUACCGCCUGUGCGUAUUUGGCGGCUGCGAGUGGUUACUCGGGAUCCCCGGCGUGCAGCUAUCGGUGGGGAGGCCUUUCCCUUUGGCGAGUCUUAGUUCGGAGGAAGAGCCGAUUGUAGAAGACGAAGAAGAAG